AUGCCGGUGGCCUUCGUGCCCUCCCUCACAUCUCCUACUUCCCUCUCCGCGAACUCGAUUCGGAUUUUCCGAGCACAGACAAGUGCAUCCGUGUCAGAGAGGACCACGCCGACUCGAUAUCGACAUGUGCAAAUUUAUUUGAUGAGCUGGGCUGGAGGCGGGGCGGACGUGUCUCCAUCCUGGCCGGUACACGGCACCGGCCAACGCAAUCGCACUCCUGACAUCGAAGAAUGCAGCGUCUGA
Molecule: messenger RNA, 243 nt
Organism: Pseudozyma hubeiensis SY62
Lineage: Eukaryota; Fungi; Basidiomycota; Ustilaginomycetes; Ustilaginales; Ustilaginaceae
Exons: 2
Coding region: 1-243 (80 amino acids)
Source: RefSeq, a predicted model, not a curated record